CCCAAAAUCCAUACCAGACCCUUAUCCGAGCAUGCAGCCCGGCAGGUCAGGAAAGGGGGGGGACGAGCGAGCGCCCCCCCCCUCCUGAACCAAACCAGGCCACAUGCCCUCAACAUGGGGGGGUGGGGUGCUUUGGGGCAGGGGGCUCCCCCCAAAGCACCUUUUCCCCAUGUUAAUGGGGACAAGGGCCUCUUCCGUUAGUGGGAUAAUUGGUGGGCCAUUUUUUUCGGGAUUUUAGCAUAUUUUGUUUAUCAGUAAAGUUGGAAAUUUUUUUUUCCAAAUUUACUGAUAAAAAAAAUGUGCCAAAAUCCCGAAAACCGGC
This is a messenger RNA of Staurois parvus, 322 nucleotides long. Lineage: Eukaryota; Metazoa; Chordata; Amphibia; Anura; Ranidae. The record is from the annotation of a GenBank genome assembly.